Podarcis raffonei (Aeolian wall lizard) is the source of this 2586-nucleotide messenger RNA. RefSeq names its product serine and arginine rich splicing factor 10 (gene SRSF10). Lineage: Eukaryota; Metazoa; Chordata; Lepidosauria; Squamata; Lacertidae. Gene Ontology annotation, molecular function: RNA binding. The transcript has 6 exons. The record is from RefSeq and is a predicted model, not a curated record. The coding region runs from base 124 to 915 and encodes 263 amino acids.
GCACAAGGCGGUUGGCCUGAGGCGCUUUCUGCUUGUGUCUCUUUCGUCAGGAGGGUCGCUUCGCCGACCUCCCUUCGCGUUCUGCCUCGCUCUCCCUUCGAGCCAGCCGCCUCCGGACGAGCCAUGUCUCGCUACCUGCGGCCUCCCAACACCUCGCUCUUCGUGCGGAACGUGGCCGACGACACCAGGUGUGUGUCUGAAGAUUUACGUCGUGAAUUUGGUCGUUACGGUCCGAUAGUAGAUGUGUAUGUACCUCUGGAUUUCUACACUCGCCGUCCAAGAGGAUUCGCUUAUGUUCAAUUUGAAGAUGUCCGUGAUGCUGAAGAUGCCCUUCAUAAUUUGGACCGGAAGUGGAUUUGUGGCCGCCAAAUAGAAAUCCAGUUUGCUCAAGGAGAUCGUAAAACACCAAACCAAAUGAAAGCCAAGGAAGGAAGAAAUGUAUACAGCUCUUCCCGUUACGAUGACUAUGACAGAUACAGACGUUCUAGAAGCCGCAGUUACGAAAGGAGGAGGUCAAGAAGCCGCUCUUUUGACUACAGCUAUCGCAGAUCUUAUAGUCCUAGAAACAGUAGACCUGCUGGAAGACGUCGACGUAGCAGAAGUCGUUCAGAUAAUGAUAGGUUCAGACACCGUAACAGAUCUUUUUCAAGGUCAAAGUCCAAUUCAAGAUCACGAUCUAAAUCACCCAAAAAAGAAAUGAAGGCUAAAUCACGUUCUAGAUCUGCAUCUCGCACUAAAUCUAGAGGCACCUCUAAAACGGAUUCUAAAACACAAUAUAAAUCCAGCUCAAGAUAUGAAAAAGAAUCAAGGAAAAAAGAACCAGCUAGAUCCAAAUCUCAGUCGAGAUCGCAUUCUAGAUCUAGAUCAAAAUCCAGAUCCAGGUCAUGGGCUAGUCCCAAGUCCAGUGGCCACUAACAAUGUACCUUGUUUUUUAGGCAUGUAUCAUCCAGUUACACAGUUGAGUUAUGAUGUUGCAACAUUGCAUAAAAUAACUUUCGUCAGUUAUCCUGUUAGCAGACAAUUAAUACUAUUAAAACACAAUAUUGAGAAUCUUAUACAAAAGAGUCCACUUUGUUAAAUGUCAUGGGCAGCUACUGAGGUUCUUGUGGUGUUUCUAUGUAUAUUUUUGUAAAAGACUUGCAUUUUUAUGCUUCAAAUAUCAAUGGCACAUUGAUUAUGACAGUAGUUUACAGCUUGUCCUAAUGAACUCACCCACAAACAAUAACUGUUUCAUGUAUAUUUAAAUUGUCCAAUAAUCCCUGCAGUACAGUUGGAAAACUGUGCAGUUGUGAUGCACUGGUAACUGCUGUGAAAUCAGAAAUCAGUACUUCGACAUUUGAGAGGGAGGGGAUUUGCAUUUUUCUUCCCCACUUGUGCCAAGGUGGCUCGUUCCUAAGGCAUUGUGAAAAAUAGUAUUAAGAUUCUCAUUGAUAACAUCUGAAGGGAUGGUUCUUGUAGCAUAGUGAAAAGGAGAUAAAACAGCUAUGAGACUGUUGUGGAAUUUCUCAAGGUUCCAGGUACUUUUUGCCGGCUACUAUAUUGACACCUAAAAUAUUUAGUUACAUAAUUAGGUGAAUGUGUAUACAUUUAUAUCCAGUGUAUUGUAUCUAGUGAACAGUUGACCUCAAAAUUGCAUAGGGUUACUUGCUGUAAAACUACAAAGAAAACAUCUGAUUAAUGUGUACGAUAUGUAAGAAUUAAUAUUUUUUGCCAAUGACUUCAUAGGUAGCCUGUGUAUCCAUAAGAACCAAUUUCUAGUCUCCUAUCUUUAAAAAUUAUAAUUGACAGUUUUGAGUUUACACGUCAGAACCUACAUCAUAGUAGGUUAAACUAGUCAGUUUACCCAGAAGGUGAUUAUAAAUUGUGCUCCACUUGCAAUGUAGCAUAUCCAGUUCCAGUAUAGUUUAUCAUAAUGUGAGUUUCUUCAUCCCUAUGAAGAAGAGCCACAUCCUACUUUUGGUUUGUUGUAAUACAGUAUCAGAACUGAAUAUGAAAAGUUGCCAUGGCAUAAUCUCAAAGUAUUCUCUACAGAGAGCUCUGUUGUAUUACAAACCAUAGCUUUUUAAUUCAAAUGUGAAAGCCAGUAUCAAACACUUAAAGACCCUCCACUUAUGCUUGGUAGGAUAAUUGAAUGUUGAUGAAUUGUUUUGUUUCAAUUUUAGUUCUAACCGGCCACUCUAAAUAAAGCUGGCUUUUAAAAUUCUGGCUGUGGAAUGUGUUUAAGAGGUGAUUCUAGAACCUUUGUAUAUUUGAUAGUAUUUCUAACUUUCAUUUAAUGUUAAAAGUUAACGUUCUGCUAUGCAAUCAUUUAUAUCUGCGUUCCUUUAAUUUUGUAGACUUUCCCCGAUGUAUAGUUUAAAACAAAGUGUAAAAUGGUAGCGUUACUGUGCAGCUCUGGUCAGAUGAAAGUUGUGGAAAUAAACUUUGUAUUUCCUUUCUUAUAGAGGCUUCUAAAAGGGUAUUUUUAUAUGUUCUUUUUAAAAUAUUGUGUACUACUUUAAAACAUCAAUGUUUUGAUCAAGGAGGACCCAGCUUAUUAUCUGCUGUAAAUUUAGCAAACAUGCUGUAAUAAAAGAGAUCCAGUGA